AUGUGGCAGAAAAAGAUCUUCCUGUUCUUUGUGAUCAUCAGUACAGUCAGUCUGCUGUUGCACCAAGGACGACACUUGAACUGGAACAUGAAGUCCUUCCAUUUUGGCUGCUCCGCUGUCACUCGAGGCCUGAGAGAAAAAGUCACCACUGUGGUUUUCCUAAAGACGCACAAAACAGCCAGCUCCACCAUGCAGAACCUGCUCUUUCGAUUCGCUGAGCGCCACAACCUAACCGUGGCUUUACCCGUGACCAUCUGCGGACACCAGUUCUGUUACCCGCGCACCUUCUCCACACACUUUGUCCAUCCGCACACCCUCCCCCCUCAGAUCCUCACCAACCACAUGCGAUUCAACAAAGUCGAAGUCCGGCGUCUGAUGCCCAACAACAGCACGUACAUCACCAUCAUGAGAGAGCCCAGCUCCAUGUUCGAGUCUCUGUUCGUCUACUACACCCAAUACUGUCAGAGCUUCAAGCGAGUGACCAAUGCAUCACUGGAAGCGUUCCUCAAUAAUCCCUGGCAUUAUUAUAAAGCCGAAGAAGUAGAUUCAAUGUAUGCAAGAAAUACAUUGACUUUCGAUUUAGGUGGGGAUAAGGACCGCCCUGCGACAGAUGUGGCCUACGCUAAAAGCUUUACGGCACAAGUGGAGAAGACCUUUCUCCUGGUCAUGAUUUCAGAGUAUUUUGAUGAAUCUCUCAUCUUGCUACGUCACCUUCUUAACUGGGAUUUAGAGGAUGUUGUCUAUUUUAAGCUCAACAUGAGGACGGAAAACUCAAAGCAAAGUUUGAAUCCGCAGCUUUCGUCUAAAAUUCGUGCCUGGAAUUCAGUUGAUGCCUAUCUCUUUGACCACUUCAACGCCUCCUUGUGGCGCCAGCUGACCACAUUAGGCUUGGACUGCGUGGCCAAAGAGAACUUCAAUACACAAAAUCUCUCCUACGUUCCGAGUCCAUGCGCUAUCGGCGAUCGUAUCAAUAUCGAACGCAUCUACAACAGCAGCAUGUCCGAUCCGUUAGAAACCAACCGCUUCACCGUAUAG
Messenger RNA from Knipowitschia caucasica, 1035 nucleotides. NCBI's taxonomy places the organism in Eukaryota, Metazoa, Chordata, Actinopteri, Gobiiformes, Gobiidae. The record is from the annotation of a GenBank genome assembly.